CGCCUGUAAACUUUACAACUGACUUAACAAAACAAGGUUCUACAAAAUCCCUUUCUCUUUUAUGAUUCUGUCAAAACAUAAUGUCGCUAGCUAUUCAUGGGUUGCACAGAUGCCGCAUCAUAUUGAUGUCCAACUGAUGCUCAGUCUUUCUGAACUGGGGCUAAUGACAUUGCUAAAGUAGACAACCUUUGUAGAAAACUAAAUUGGCAUCAUUACGAUGUCAAGUUUACUUGAGAAAUGGCAGUGUUGGCAUCCUGAGCUAGCAAAGUUCGACAGAAAAAGCUAGCAAUGCUAACGUUAAGCUAACUAAAAUGUCGAUGCCCAGUCGUAGCUAGCUAGCUUAAGUUAUACUGCAUAUAAAGUAAAUCUGGCGACAUUACAAUGAUGACAAAAGCUUGUCCUACUAAUUAUUUUCCUCCUUUUUAAAAUGUCAUUGUGUUUCCAAGCCACGGUAAUGCACUUCAUACAAUAUCUUCAUCAACACCAAGAACACAUUAAAUAGAAUGCUCAGCUGGGCAUCAGUCGAAUCAAAGGAAUGUUCAAAACAAUAUCUUCAUUACGAAACGUGCAGCCCAGGAAUACAAUGAAACCACCUGUUAUGACGCGACAUUUGCCUGGUUAACUGUGUUCCAUUUGUUUUGAAUCUAAGCAACUGCAACAAUGCCGAAGAGAGGAAGAAAGAAGAAGAGGUCAACCCCUGUAACCAUCGAGAACGCCAGGAACAAUGAGACGACACAUGACUCGAUACGCCGUUACGCAGGAAAAAUUGUGGACUACAUUGCCCAGUCAACCACUGCUUUCUCUCAGGAAGAUGUUUCCGGUAUAGGCCUACAUAACAUCUUGGGGAAGACUGUAGAGGGCCUUCUCCAAAAAGUGUGCGGAGGGGUCUCAAGCAUCCUGAACAAGUAUUUGUAUGGGGCGGGGGUGUUGUCUGAUGCGGUGAUCCCAGUAAAUCUCUUGCCUGUAGCUUCAAAUGGAGACAAUCGGAAAAUGGAAAAAAGAUGGCAGGACUGCACUGAGGAAGACUGUGAACUGAUAAUUAUCCGACUGACGGGGACUGUAAUUAUCACCAUGUUGGAUAGUGUUAUGGAGAGUUGCAGGACGGACCCCACACACAGUUCAUUCUUAGAAGAACUGGGGCUCACCAUGGAAAUGGUAAAGGUCAUACGUGAAGUAGCAGAAUGUGCAGCGAACGCCACAAGUAAUGAUUUCAGUCAGUUCACAGUUGGAGGAGUUCCUCUCUUUCAGAGACCACUGAGCAAUCUCUCCUCUGGGCCGAGUCAACCAGCACCCCCCCAAAAUGCCUUGCCAACAUCCACUGUUCCCACACCUGUCUCAAAGGGGAGCUCAGACAGUCCCAGAUCCACUGACUCAGGGUCCUCACAAGUCAGGAAGCCAAGACAAUCAACAGAAGGAGUUCAGAGACUCUCCGAAAGGCAGCAGAAUCCAGGGGAGGAGAUCACGUCUCUAGUGAUUGAAACCAUUCUACGGUCAGUUGCGGAUUUAGCCAGGCAUGGACUUCUGCCAAGCUGCACCCAGUAGACUGGAUGCCCCCUUUUUAUGGAGGUGAUGCAGAAAACAAACAUGUGAAGCCAAUUCAUAAAAGCAUUAAUUAAACAAAUAUGUUGUUAAAAGCUGGCAGAGAAAGCCAUUAGGGAAGCUGUGCACACAGUUCUGACAGAUGGACGCCAUGGGGAGUUUUCAAGCCUAAGAAUAAUGGAGCUGAAAUGCAUUGAUAUGUCGAAGACACCUAAAGCCCAAUCAACCUUGGAGUCCAUUCAGCUGCCCAAAGACAGUGAUGACAGCUUGAAAUCAGGAUCCUGUGAAGACUCCCUGAUUGCUGAACCUCAUGCUGACCAAGUUGACACCAUCAAGGCAUCUAUGAACACUGAAAUCCACUCAGUGGUUACUAAGGCCACAGUGGUCUAUGCUAACCAACCUGAGGCACUGUCCAGUGAAGUGCUUCUGGGCACUGAAGGUAAUGGAUAUGUUGCUGACCAUGCUGUGGUGGGUUCUCUGACUCCAGACUGUGACCUGGCAUUGGUAGAAGGGCUGGACCCUGGGUGGCACACUGCCCUGGUACUGAUGGAGACCUUAGUGAAUCCUGGCAAUGACUCUGACCUGACUCUGUCUGACUCCAGUGAAGUGUCACUGAUCACUGACGACCUGCCAGUGGUGGACUCAGCUGUUGACUCCAGAGGGCAGCAGAGGGCAGAGGAUGACUUGCAAAGCACUGACCAGCUGCUAACGAGGUCCUGUGCAGACUGUGUGACCACAGAGAAGCACUAUACUGUACCGUUUGAGGACUCUUUGAACUCUGACAAGGAAAUCUCCCUCAACAUUAAAGACCAUGAUGACCGACCUGCAGUAGACUUUCGCAGAGAUUCUGUGAGCUCGUCUGACCAGUCUUUGUCCCUUGUUGCCACUGCUCUUGGAUCAAUAGUCACUAUUGACUCUUUCAAUAAGGCUCUGUUGUUUUCCAAUAUGUUGGACCAAGGCAAAGAUAACCCUAUUGACCAGCCUGUAGUGAAGUCUCAGACCACUGAAAAUCUAAUUAACCCCACUUUGGUGUCAGAGUCCAUUCAACCUCUCGUCAAUGAAAUCCUGGAAGAUAACAUUAUCUCAGCCCCUGAUGACAGAACUGUGUUCACUACAGACCCUGUAGGAUCACAUGAGAUUGUAAUAUUUAUAUCUAGAAUGCACUUAGGCAGUGUCAUCACCUGUCAUGAUGACCAGUUUUUGGAGUCAGACCGUGAGGAUGACAUGGUUGACCCUUUGUCUCACACCAGUCAUAGCCAUCAUCUGUGCGAGUCAGUCAUGAGGCCCAAAGGUCAAGUCCAACUCAGUGGACAUACUUGGUCACCCUCUUAUGAGACUGAUGACUGCCGUCGCUAUGCUCAAGACCACAACAUGAUGGAAUACAAAUUCAAAUACAGCUGGGACAUAAAGUCUGCAUGGGUUUCUGUGCCACACUACAUUCUGACGAGAGGGGAGAGUGUGACCAAUAGGAUGGAGGGAGAGAAGAAGUAUGGAGAAAAGGAAUGGGAGAAGUGCUCCUCACAGUGUGACAGGAACUCUCUGAUUGAGGUCAUAGAUGGAGAGGAAGGUCCUACAGGAAGAAAGUUAGAGCAUCAGAAGGCCAGAGACAGUGAGGAGAUGCGAAACAGUGAUGGAUAUGUGAAAAUGAGAGAGAUUGGUAAAAGAAAGGAAGUGGAGGUAGAGGUUACAAAAAUCUGUACCUCCGGUGAUGAAAUGUCCAUCAUGGUUCUGGAGAUACAAGGCAAUGCUAGGCCUAUGACAGACUCCCAGACUCCAUUGAAGGGCAAAGGAAAGCAACAACAUAGCCUUCCAUACAAGAGAACUGAAGGACUUCAAGAGGAGAUCAAUUCAAAGGGUGAAAUGCUUGAGGGUGGAAGACAAGUCAACUUCCCUGGGUGCCAGGCACAGAAACACAGAAGUCUGGGUGUGUUGGGUGAUGUUGCACGCUUCUGGAGAAAGGAGAAAAGAGUCCACAAGGCGAAAGACAGAGAGGAGAAGGACAGAGUGGGCCAGACAUGGCGAGACCAGGGAGGAAAUGGCAGGGAGCAAUGGAAUGGAGAGACAGAGAGGGGUGGAGUUGGUAGGAGUAGAAGAGCUAGACAGAGAGGAAACCAGUUGCUGCUUUUUUCUAGGCAAAAGCACAGCAACUGGAAUGGCUCGCAUCCAUCAGAGAGCAGCUGUGACUGGAGGAGCAGGGAGAAAGAGGUGCCUGAGAAACAUGUUGAGAGUAGGAUGGAUAGGCAGAGAGGGUUUGUGGGCGGGAAAACUAUUUGAUUAAUAUCCCUCUAUUCGCGCUUCAAUAUCCGGCAAAGUUGAACGGUGACGGUCAUUUCCACCUCCGACAGUUUCCGUGUGGGCACAAUCAAGACAACCGCUGUAAACAAACU
Oncorhynchus mykiss (rainbow trout) is the source of this 3926-nucleotide messenger RNA. NCBI's taxonomy places the organism in Eukaryota, Metazoa, Chordata, Actinopteri, Salmoniformes, Salmonidae. The record is from RefSeq and is a predicted model, not a curated record.